AUGUAUACUAAAUUUCGAGAACUAUACGCAUAUGAUUACGAAGUAAAUAUUCUGAUGACGUCUCUAAGGCAUAGUGGCUUAUCGCCAAUUUUAUUGAAAUCUGUCAGAGAAUACACCACACAAUUAUGGCAAAGACAACGAGGCAACUGGCUGCCAGAAUUAGCUCAACAAGCACCGCAUUGUCUGCGCGAAGACCUUUUGAGUGCUCUCUACUUACACCACUUACAUACAGCGCCUCUGUUUAGAGAUUUACCGGAAUAUUUUAUUCGACAGAUGGUUGCUAGACUACGGAGGGUUGUCAUAUUUCCAGGCAAAUACAUUGUACGAGAAGGCGAUAUAAUGUCUCAUAUAUGCUUUAUUCAUGAAGGAGAAGUUGAAAAAUGGUAUACAGAUAAGAAUGGUGAAAAGAAGAUGGUGUCUGUAUUGAACACGAACGGAUAUUUCGGCCUGAUACCCGGACUUUUUCCAAACACUCCGUUCCAAUUCUCGUAUAUGUCGAGAACGGUGGUCGAUAUAGUAUUUCUAAGGUUUAAAGAUUGGCAAGAUCUAUCACAAGGCUACCCCGAUGUUAAAGAAAAACUGUGCGCUGCUGCCAAACGAUAUAGGAAGGAACGCGGAAGUCAUAUCAAU
This is a messenger RNA of Brenthis ino (lesser marbled fritillary), 630 nucleotides long. The record is from the annotation of a GenBank genome assembly. Lineage: Eukaryota; Metazoa; Arthropoda; Insecta; Lepidoptera; Nymphalidae.